Physella acuta is the source of this 1789-nucleotide messenger RNA. RefSeq names its product gamma-aminobutyric acid receptor subunit beta. Gene Ontology annotation, biological process: monoatomic ion transmembrane transport. Gene Ontology annotation, molecular function: extracellular ligand-gated monoatomic ion channel activity; GABA-A receptor activity. Gene Ontology annotation, cellular component: membrane. The record is from RefSeq and is a predicted model, not a curated record. Lineage: Eukaryota; Metazoa; Mollusca; Gastropoda; Physidae.
ACGAGAUAGAAGGAUAUUGGGUCAAGGGGUCAGUCUACAAACUGGCGCCGUGUGGAAUACCAUGAUGCUCAUCUUUGUGGCCAGUUUUCUCAGUUCAUUAAUGGCUGUUGCCAGGUGCCAGUACACGGCUGACCAGUUCACCAACGUGACGGAGACUAUAGAGAGUCUGCUCAAGGGAUAUGAUAUCCGUCUGCGGCCCAGCUUUGGGGGUGACCCCCUAGAGAUCGGUAUCGAGGUCAUCCUGGCCAGCUUCGACAGUAUCUCAGAAGUUGACAUGGACUACACCAUCACGAUGUACCUGAACCAGUACUGGCGAGACGAGAGGCUCCAGUUCAUCUUCAACCAAUCGCUGGACCUUGGACACAACAGGAGCGUGACCUCCAUGACCUUGACCGGGGCCUUCGCCGAGAAGAUCUGGGUGCCCGACACCUUCCUGGCCAACGACAAGAACUCCUUCCUGCACGACAUCACGGAGAAAAACAAAAUGGUCCGGCUCAAUGGCGACGGUUCGCUGGUGUACGGCAUGAGGUUCACCACGACACUGGCCUGUAUGAUGGACCUACACAACUACCCGCUCGACCACCAGGAGUGUACGGUAGAGAUCGAGAGCUACGGCUACACCAUGGACGACAUCGUCCUGUACUGGAGGAACGACCGUGGCGCCGUGACGGGCGUGGAGAACGUCUCGCUGCCCCAGUUCUCUAUCACAAACUACGACACCAUCAACAAGAUUGAGGAGCUCUUGACAGGCGACUACCAGCGGCUGUCCCUGAUCUUUCAACUCCAGAGAAACAUCGGCUACUUCAUCUUCCAGACCUACCUGCCGUCCAUCCUUAUCGUCAUGCUCUCCUGGGUCUCGUUCUGGAUCAACCACGAGGCCACGUCGGCCCGGGUAGCUCUAGGCAUCACCACAGUUCUAACCAUGACCACCAUCAGCAACGGCGUCCGGUCCUCACUGCCCCGCAUCUCGUAUGUCAAGGCCAUCGACAUCUACCUGGUCAUGUGCUUCGUCUUCGUCUUCGCCGCCCUGCUGGAGUACGCCGCAGUCAACUACACCUACUGGGGCGCCAGGGCCAAGCGGAAAGCCAAGCGGCUCAGGGAGCGGGCGACCAGCGUCAGGAAACGUGUGGACGAGGGGGAGCCAAUGAACAACACGACCAUCGAGACGAUGGAGCUGAAAGAGGUCCUCGGCCCCCUGGGUAUCACCAACAGCCAGAGCUUCAGUCUGGAGCUGGACGACGGUCAGCAGGACCCCUCCGGCUUCAAGGUGGCGCCACCUGCCUCACGGUCAUUCGCACAUUCGCACAGCACCUCCCACGGCUACAUCCCCAGCACCGUCAGACGGCGCAGCAGUGCACACGUGCCACCGCGCAGGCGCAGACUGUUGUCUCACUUCCGGCAGAAGGCCAAGUCCAUCAAGGUCAAGAUCCCGCGCGUGCAGGACGUCAACACGAUAGACAAGUACGCCAGACUGCUCUUCCCGCUCCUCUUCGUCAUAUUCAACGCCAGCUAUUGGUCAGUCUACUUGAUGACGUAAGAGGCGCGCGUGUUGCAAGUAUGGCGGAUGUGACGUCACUUAGCAACCACUUGCAAACAAACUAUCCAAUCAUGUUAUUGGCAUGACAAGAGUGCUGCCCCUUAUGUUAUUGUUAAACAAUGAUACGUCUUGAUGUAUUCGUUGAGGCUAUGAAAUAACUUAAGCACAAAUAUUCUUGAUAUACAUUAGUUUAUGUGAGGUUUUUUAUCUUGUUUUUGUUUUUUAUUUUGUAACAAGGGAGUGAAUGCCGAA